AGUCCUCGAGCCAGAGGAGGAGGAACGGGAGGGGGAGGAGCAGGGGGGAGGAGUAGGAGCAGUAAGAAUGUUAAAACAGGAGGGUGAGAGUGAUCAGAGCGGCAGAGGGGAACAGGAGGAAGGAGAGACGGGCUGAGAGGAGCUCUCGGGUCAAACUCCUCCUGCAGAGACCCACGUGGAGACAAGCCUCCACCUGCAGGGAAAACAGCUGCUGGUGGAGAGAAACCUUUUUCUUCUUUUGCUCCUUCUUUUCCCCCACAGGUUUACUGCUCACUGCUCUGCUCUGGGACUAUUUCUUCUUCAAGUUUAAAGGGAAAAACUCCUUGUGCUCCUGCGGUGGACCAUCUGACUGGAGGACAGCAAAUUAAGAUGUCAGUUUGACAUGAGCCGCCCAUCACAGAGAACUUUUACACCUUUUCUGGAGGCACUUUGAAGUCGUUCCUCAAAGAAAUCCUCAUAAAUGGGCUCUUGGAAUGAACACGUUAAGUGUUUGCUCCGCUGAUCCCUGCUCUCUGUUAUCCAGACACAGUUGUGGCAGCUGCUUUGCUCGCUGCAGGCUCAACAAACACUGACUGUAACUCAUCCAGAUAUUCUCAGCUGGUCUGGGCUUUCAAAGCGGCCUCCUGUAGGAUUGCAGUCUCUGUGGACCUUCUGACAUGGAUCUGUGUGCUUCCAUAGAGUCCCCCAGCUGUCAGGGACCUGAUCUUUCAGGCUGAGGACCGUCCAUGAGGAUGCAGUAGUGUGAGACAGCAGAGGACGAUGUGACGCAGAUGAUGUUUUGCUGCCUUGCCAUGCUGAGAGGGAGGUUAACUCUUGCGAGUGUGUGUCUGUAUCUGGUGUGUCCGCUCGGCCUGAGGCUGCAACCUGCUGCCAAACUCUACACCGAAGACGUCAUCAGAAGAGUCGAGUCUCUUAUCGUCUCAGACCUGACGGAGUUGGACUGCAGACUGUACACGCCCACCAUCGAGGACUACCAGCAGAAAUGUCCCAGCUCCACCAUGAAAUGUUUCGCUGACGAAGUUAAAGUGCUCAUUGAAGAGUGGGAGAACUUUCCUGCUGGAGGUUUAAGACUGAACAUCAAACUUAAAAAACUUGCAAAGUUAUUAAACAAGGUCUAAAACAGGUCCAGCUGAAGUAAAACAGAUUUAACCCUCACAUUUGGUGUGAGGAACAACUCAUUGGUGUUCCUCCUCAGGAGAAAAACAUGAAAACAUGUUGAAUUACUGUGGGGCUGUAACAGAGGAAGAGGACGAGAUGAGACAUUUCCUUUUGGCUGCGAUCUGAGCCACCAACCCACUACACUUCAUGACUUGGGGAUGAUCUAUUUCCAGAGCUUUGCUCCUCCUCCUCACUGAUGUCAGGACGCAGCUCAUAGUCCACAGCCGAGCGAUGAAUUUAAGGCCAGUUGGAAGUUUUGGCAUCAAAUUGUUCAAAUUUUUAGUCUUGAAUUGAUUUUUCAAAUUUGUGAAUCAGUUUGAAAUAUUCAUAAAUAACUAACAUUUAGUUAGUGAUCUCAAUACCAAAACAUAAUGGGAAUUACCAUUAAUGUGCUAACAAAGAUUAGCUUUGCAUAAAACAGCAGGUGUGCUCAUGAUUCAGGCAUGUUUUCUUCUAAAGCUGCAGACUUCACAUCGCUAACUAAAAUCCGCUAGUCUGCCGCUACACCAACCAGCUACGGCAGCCUCAGAGGGUCAAAAAGCACAGACUCAAAUCCCCACUGGGGUUAGGAGUGCCGAAACCACUUCUCGUUCCCCUCUUCUUCUUCUUCUUCUACUUCUUGUAAACAUACUGUGUCAGCUGCACGAUCAUCAGUGUGGAAGAGGACCUGAACUGAGCCCUGGGGCACUCCAUCGUUCCACCUGAGAGUGUGUGAUACGUAUGGUGAAGGUUUUGGCUUUGGUCAAGGUGGGACACCUUCAACACCUUCUGUUAACUCUGCCCUUCAGGUUCGGUAUGACUUGUCUCUCUUCUCGUCCACAGACGGAGGCGUCAGAGUGUCUUCAGUGUGAACUUUCCAAGGAGGAAAAAGCAGAAAAGUUCCUCAAAGAUCUUGCUUUGACUCUUCGGACAAUGAACUUUCAGCACAGUUAGCCUGUCGUCGUGUUCCGCAAAGGACUUUCAACAGAGACUUUUCAUACUCCCUGAGCACCAAGCACGAUGCUCAGCUAAGUUUAGGUGGGUGAAGAGGGAAAAUACAGAAUAGGAAAACAGGGAGGUUGUUUCUGUGUGAUCACAUGAACAUGUCCAGAUGUGGACAGAUGUGACAGUAAAUCUGGAAUGAAACAAGCAGGCUGUAACUCGUACAACAUGUGAUGAACAUCAACAUGCCAUCAAACAGACCCUCUUUGUUUCAAAAAUUGUCAAAACUUGGAUCAAGUCCACUCGGGUUUGACUCUGAGGCAAAAGCUUGAACUCAAAGCAGAAAUCACCAGAGGACCACAGCAUGUUGUCGGCUCACAACUAACACGCACGCAAACUACUUCCUGUUCUCAGUCGGGACUUCUCCAGGUUCAGCCACUUUUUCAGUCUUCUCUGACACAUGUUACAUAGAUUUGAACCUCAUGGGGGCUUUUGCUGGAACGGAAGUGAUAUACAAACUCAAUGCAGAGUUAUGAAAAAAUAAAGUUUUUUAUUAGUGAAAAGAGGAAAAAAGAGAAAUGUUCCUUUAGCCUGCAUGUUUCCUAAAUGUUUGAUUGACAGCUGAGACAGCAGGGAGACGGAGAGACGUAACAUGCUUGGUGGCCAUGAGCAGAAAAGACAACACCAGUCCACAUUAAGCUGCAAUUACAUUUGUAAGUAAGAUUUUCAGAUUCCAGAUUUCCCUCCUCCUCCGAAUCCCCUCAGAGACAGAAAUAAAACAGUUGCUACGCCACAACAGGCAGCUGCACACAACUGCCCAAAGUAAUCAUUAGCAAAUGUAAUCGGAAUCAUAAGUACUUUGGAAAAUUUCCGUUUAUAUAUAUUACUGUUCCAGUAUUACAGCGCAGAGUACUGCAGUUCAGCUAAAGAUGCUCUGUGGAGUUUUUUCUGCUUCUCUUUACACUCAGAGUCACUCAGUGAAACACACCGUCUGCAUCAAAAGUACUGAAGGCACUUUCUUCUUCAUGAAACUUAAAACCUUAGUAACCUUAGUAACGAAAUGUCAUGCAAUCCCUUCAGAGCCUCCAGAUGUAACCAUGGAACCUCCCCCAGAAAUUCUUUGACAUUCCUCAGUCGCCUGUGGGAAGCUGAGAAAUCAAACCAAGAGCAAGUAGAACCUCCUACACCCUUCCUAAGAACUUCCUGAGUCUGUCAAGAACACCACUUUAAUAAUAUGUAAAAUCUCUUCAAAAUGAAACCACAGAACCAGCUGAGGACUCUCAGUGACCCUCAAGGUCUGCUGGAGAAGGUCUUCUCUGAACUCCCACAGGACUUCUGGAUCCAAGAGCUGCAGUCCUUCCUGUUUUUUCCCUCCAGUUUCUCUUUCUCCUCUGGUCUCAUCUCCACUCCUCACAAAGUGAACUCAGCCUCAGAUGAAAGUAAAGCAGACUAAGCUGCAGUCUCGUGACUGGCGUAACAGCAGCGAUGCUGGUCCGACUGGUCCACAGGAAAACAUCUCGGCUGCAUUAACCUCAGUGACACCAUCAGACUGAAACUCUGCUCAGUAGUUUUCUAUAAGUUUCAACCCCUUGGAUUUUAGUGACUCUUGGACUUUUGUCUGGACAAACAUUUAUGGCACCAUUACUACUAAGACUUAAAGAAUAUUCAUAUAAUAAACCCCCGUCAGGCUUACCUGCAGGUGGGCGGGGUUUAAGCGGACUGAGUCUAAGGGACUGCGGUUUGAUGGUUCUGAUUGGCUGCAGCUGGACUCUUCUGGUGUCACAACAAUGAAGAGCAUUAUUAAGGAAGAAAGGGGCCAUCUUACAUUCAGAAAGCGAUGAUGUGUCGGAGAUGUUGGCGUCAUGACUUUGAUGAAACGUUAAACGAAGAGGAGAACAACGUUUUCCCUUCAGCUUUAGUUUCAGCUUUGGCAGCUGAGUUCCGCUCUCGCAGGCUCACGUGUCAGGAUGAUCUCUUCCCAAGAAAAUCUGUUAAUAACUGGAUACGCAUUUCACGCUGUCUUGAUUUUGCUGGGUAAAAAUGAAACAAGCCGUGACGUCUCGUAAAGGGCUGGCCAUCCGCAGCUUUCCCACCUUCGGCUGUGGAAUCUCGGCAUAAUGACUGCAGGGCGGUUGAUUGGUUGCUUCUCCUGAUGAUUAAAAGCAGAUGUGUUGGCACAACAGCAGCAGAGCAGCCGACAAACACUGUGACUGUUUCUUCAGUCCGACAGGUCGCGUUCCUAUCCAUCAGUCCGUCGGCUUCUCAGUUUAAUGGCAUUUAAAAAAUGGGUUAGUCACAGAAUUAAUCAGCAGAGACCGGAAGAGCUUGGCUGCAGCGUAACCUCCGCUGUGAAUGUGGAUGAUUUGCAAGCUGAUGAAUGAGAGGCAGCUGUGAAAAUGCUUUGAGUACCCAAACUUCUGUCACUUUUCACAUCCGAGUUCAAAACGACUUUCGUGUUUGAUGGAGACGAUGAACGUGUGCUGCGUAACAAGCCCUCACCAGGAGUUUCCCCCAUUUCACAAGUUGGAUGUGCCCUAAAUGCACCACGCACUGAGGACCGUGAGCUGGUUUAAACCGGGUCCAGUGUCUGUUUGAUGAAGUCAGAAAGCAGACUCACUGCCCAGAGGAAACUGCUGCCGGUACGGAAGCCUGUGAUCCGUCCUGUUGGUGCCGAUAAAGUUUGAUUCAGCAGGCCGAUGGUAUCUUGCUUUCAUGGCUUGCAGGACUGCGUUGCUUUGCUUUAGUGUAACGAUGGCAGCUCUGUGAGAUGAAACAGGCCAGUCAGGGACACGACUGGCAGGAGGUCAGCGAGUCCACGUGGGAAGCCGAGGAGGCUGCCGUUCUUCUCUCAACUCGCCUGUUCCUUAUCAGUGAAACUCAAUUGCUCAGAGCCAACAGGCAGAGUCAAGUUCUUCGCUUCAGCAGAUCCAGUCAGGCCUGUGCAGGGCAGAGGCGAUCUUCACAAGUGGGAGUAGUUGUGCCUGUUGCUUUCCAGAGGCGAUUGAGCUCAAAUCAUUUGUAUGUUUAUGUCAUUAAUCACUAUGUCAGAUUAAAUAUAUUUGUAUAGGAAUAAACAACAUCAUCCCAGUCUUUAAAAGUAUCCAAAAGCACCUAAAUUAAAUCCUUCAAAAAACAAAACUCUUAAGAUUUCUUUUAGAGUUUAGGUUGUCUUGACGCUUGCUGUAAUUAUGACAUCUAACAGUGGAUUGCGUCCAUUCGUCUGACUGUAAUCUCCACUUCCUCCCACUGUACAAAAGCAAAGCCAAAAUACACUGGAUACGAGUGCUGCCAUGUUGCUCUGGUGACGUCAUCUGGAGCGAGUGUGUGCAGCAGUGAUGUGCUAUGGGGGGGGUUAGCGACCUGUACCUGUACCAGGCGUUUUGACUUCAGGGAGCUCUGAUGUCAGCCAUCU
This is a messenger RNA of Scatophagus argus, 5491 nucleotides long. RefSeq names its product interleukin 15, like (gene il15l). Gene Ontology annotation, biological process: positive regulation of T cell proliferation; positive regulation of immune response; positive regulation of tyrosine phosphorylation of STAT protein. Gene Ontology annotation, molecular function: cytokine receptor binding; cytokine activity. Gene Ontology annotation, cellular component: extracellular region. The transcript has 4 exons. The record is from RefSeq and is a predicted model, not a curated record. Lineage: Eukaryota; Metazoa; Chordata; Actinopteri; Scatophagidae. Bases 771 to 1118 code for a protein of 115 amino acids.